Molecule: messenger RNA, 2124 nt
Organism: Triplophysa rosa
Lineage: Eukaryota; Metazoa; Chordata; Actinopteri; Cypriniformes; Nemacheilidae
Gene: idh3g
Product: isocitrate dehydrogenase (NAD(+)) 3 non-catalytic subunit gamma
Exons: 14
Coding region: 44-1219 (391 amino acids)
Biological process (GO): isocitrate metabolic process; tricarboxylic acid cycle
Cellular component (GO): mitochondrion
Molecular function (GO): oxidoreductase activity, acting on the CH-OH group of donors, NAD or NADP as acceptor; NAD binding; magnesium ion binding
Source: RefSeq, a predicted model, not a curated record
UUUAACCCGAAACAUAAAAGCGCUUGUACUCUUGAGUCUCUGCAUGAUGGCCACUCUUACUAAAGCUUUAAAACCAAUCUUUGGAGGGCGAUUGGGAAAUACAGCCAAGGUCUUUGGUACAGCAAUCAACAGCCAAAGAGAGAAAGCUACGUCCACAGGACAAAUAAUACCGCCUCCUGCCAAGUAUGGAGGUCGACACACUGUAACAUUGAUUCCUGGAGAUGGGAUAGGACCAGAGCUGCUCAACCAUGUGCGGGAACUCUUCAGGUUCAGCUGUGUUCCUGUGGACUUUGAGGUUGUCCAUGUAAAUUCUGCAUCAACCAGUGAGGAUGACAUCAACAAUGCCAUUACAGCCAUUCGACGCAAUGGAGUUGCUCUUAAGGGUAACAUUGAGACCGCUCACAACAUGCCCCCUAACCACAAGUCAAGGAACAACCUUCUCCGCACGAGUCUGGAUCUGUAUGCCAAUGUGAUGCACUGCCAGUCACUUCCUGGAGUCCAGACACGCCACAAGAACAUUGACAUCACCAUCAUCAGAGAGAACACGGAGGGCGAGUACAGCAGCCUGGAGCAUGAGAGUGUAUCUGGAGUUGUGGAAUGUCUGAAAAUCAUCACCCGGAACAACUCCCUCCGUAUCGCUGAUUACGCCUUCAAACUGGCCCGUGAGAAUGGUCGCCGCAAGGUCACGGCUGUCCACAAAGCUAACAUCAUGAAGCUUGCGGAUGGGCUGUUCUUGCAGUGCUGUAAGGAGGUGGCCUCUGGAUACCCCGACAUUCAGUUUGAUAGCAUGAUUGUUGAUAACACCACCAUGCAGCUUGUUUCCAAGCCCCAACAGUUUGAUGUCAUGUUGAUGCCUAACCUCUAUGGAAAUGUGGUUAGCAAUGUGUGUGCCGGCCUGGUGGGCGGACCCGGUCUGGUGCCUGGUGCCAACUACGGGCGAGACUAUGCUGUGUUUGAAACGGCCACCAGGAACACAGGAAAGAGCAUUGCCAACAGGAACAUCGCCAACCCCACUGCCAUGCUGCUUGCCAGCUGUCUCAUGCUAGAUCACCUUAAACUUCAUGCCUACGCCAACAUGAUUCGAGGUGCAAUCCUCACCACCAUGAAUGAGACCGGGUUACACACUCCUGACAUUGGGGGGCAGGGCACAACCUUAGAAGUGGUUCAGUCCAUCAUGAGGAUCAUCCAGAGCAGCGGCCCUCUCACUACUGAGAUCUGAGUCCGUCACUCCACCAUUGCUGGGUACUGAACAAGUCUUUUGUGAUGGGAUUUAGCAUCACAUAAACAUCAGUCCAAAGCAUUUGAAAUGCAGCGUACUUCAGCUGUGUGCUUGUGAUCAUCUUGUAGGAACUGGUUUUAGAUAUUAUAAUGGUUGUACUGGUUUUAUGCAUAUACAGUGUUUAAGGGUCUUAAAUUGGGUUCUGCUGCUCAGUUGCAUUCCACACUUUAUCCAUUUUUACAAUGUUAUCUUCAAAAUCAGUAUAUUACUUUGGGUUACUUACUGACCCUGAGUAUUACAGAUUCUUCAAUUGUGCUUUUUUUUUUUUGCAAUAUAUUUGAGUUAUUUUACGCUUCUAACUAGGUGUCACUGCCUCACAAAGUUGGACUUGCAAUCCUUUAAAUGACUUAAUAUUCCCAUAGGUAACCUCUUAUAUAUAAUACUUUACUCCUAUUUAACUUAAAAGGUGCUGGGUUGUUUCAGCCCAUGGUUGGGUCCGAUAUAGAUGUUUUAGAGGUCAAAUCAGUUGGCUAUGUCCUUAUUUUACAGCUUAUAAUUGUAUUAUUUGUGGUCUACUUUUGCAUAAACCUGUAUAAAUGUUUUCCUUUACUGUCUUGAUUUGCUGUUCUAAACUCUAUUAUUGGUUUUCGUCAUAUAUAUACAUUUUUGUUUGUAUUACUGGAAUCUUUCUGCACAUUUUAAACAAGUUUGUGUACUUUUCAUACAGAUUCUUUGAAUGGAAUAAUGAUGAUAAUUGUAAAUGAAUGUAAAGAGUUAAAACAUGGUUGCCCGGACCACCUCACGCAACUCUUUAAUGGCUCAAAAAUAAACCACAAAUAGAAAGAACAAAUGGAUGUUUUGCUUAUUACACUGUCAACUUUAAUAAACCAAGUAUCUCACAGACG